Messenger RNA from Lepus europaeus (European hare), 951 nucleotides. RefSeq names its product olfactory receptor 11A1-like. Gene Ontology annotation, cellular component: membrane. Lineage: Eukaryota; Metazoa; Chordata; Mammalia; Lagomorpha; Leporidae. Bases 1 to 951 code for a protein of 316 amino acids. Gene Ontology annotation, biological process: G protein-coupled receptor signaling pathway. Gene Ontology annotation, molecular function: olfactory receptor activity; G protein-coupled receptor activity. The record is from RefSeq and is a predicted model, not a curated record. The transcript has a single exon.
AUGGUGAUCCCAUUUCUGGAAAACCAAACAAUAAUAGUGGAAUUUGUGCUUCGAGGAUUCUCUUCCAUCUGGCAACUAAAUAUUCCCAUCUUUAUGAUAUUUUUAAUUUUCUACAUUUUAACUAUUUCUGGAAACAUCCUCAUUGUCCUCCUAGUUUUGUUCAAUCAUCACCUUCAUAUUCCCAUGUAUUUUUUCCUGGUGAACCUGUCCUUUUUAGAGAUCUGUUAUACCUCCAACGUCGUCCCCAAGAUGCUGCUGAUUAUCAUAGCAGAGCCUAAGACUAUCUCUGUGGUUGGCUGUCUGACACAGUUCUACUUCUUUGGAUCCCUGGCUGCAACAGAGUGCCUCUUGCUCGCCGUGAUGUCCUACGAUCGCUACCUGGCCAUCUGCCGACCUCUGCUCUACCCCAUGCUCAUGACUGGCUCCCUUUGCAUCAGGUUGGCUGCCAGCUCUUGGCUGUGCUCCUUCCUCCUCACAGCAAUCACCCUGUUCCUGAUGUGUAGACUAACAUUCUGUGGGCCCAGUGAGAUCAAUCACUUCUUUUGUGACUUCACUCCUCUGAUCCACCUCUCCUGCAUGGACACCUCACUCACAGAGACCAUUGCCUUUGCCACCUCUUCUGCAGUGACGCUCGUCCCGUUUCUCCUCAUCACUGCCUCCUACUCCUGCAUCCUUGCUGCUAUCCUAAGAAUUCCAUCUGCCACAGGCCGGAGAAAGGCUUUCUCCACCUGCUCCUCUCACCUCACUGUGGUCACAGUGUUUUAUGGAACACUGAUUGCUACGUACCUCGUACCCUCAGCCAGUUCUUCCCAGCUCCUACGCAAAGGAUUCUCCCUGCUCUACACAAUCCUGACACCCAUGUUCAACCCCAUUAUCUACAGUCUGAGAAACAAAGACAUUCACGAAGCUCUGAAGAAGUGCUUGAGUAAGAAGUCAGGUCUCCUCACAUGA